GGGUGUGCAGUCCGCGUGGGUGUGUGAAAUCAGGGUGUUUUUGUGUCUGUACCGAGUGUGCACAUAAUAUGUAGCCAGAGGAAUUUACUGGGGAUGUCACAGAGUAUACUGGGGUCCUGUGUGUACAGUAUAAUGUUGCAUAGAUCUGAUGGACAAGGAAAGUUUUUGUGUGUGUAGGCAGAAUAUGUGAGUGUGCAUAAGUGUGUGUGUGAGUGAAAAGCAGAGGUGUGAAUCUGUGCAGCCAGCGUGUGCCUGAAAUCAGUGUGUGCAGUUUCUGUGAUCUGUGUGUGCGUGUGAGACAGGCCAGAGGGGAGUGGGAAGCUGGGGUUGGCACUUGCAUGGAGGGAACAUCAGGAGUUAAACCCACCAGUUUCCUAAUCCCUCCCCUUUGCAGGCGGGGCCAUAAGGGAGGCUGUAAAUAGUGCAGGGAUUUUCCAAUCCCUGGCUCCUGGCCUGUUCCCUGUCCCUUGGUGUGCUAGCGACAGGAUUCCUGGCCCUGGACUCCGGGGUCUUCUGGAUGGAGCAUGGAGAAGAGCAGAGCAUCCGGGAUCUCCAGGGCUCCCAGGAAAGGGAAAACUUGACUGUCAUUUGCACAGCAGAUGCAGGAGAGAAGAAGACUCCCCAGCAGGAAGGGUGUGUGGGAGCAGACACACAUGCGCUGUGCCAGCGUCCCAAGCGGAGAGCUGCUGGCAGGUCAGGAUGGAGGCAAGGAGACCCCCUGGGGGAGACCCUUAAGGAGUGUGAUGCUUAUGGGAUCCCAGAAAACAUCAUUAUACUGGAAACCACCUACAUGGGAGAGAGAUCCUAUAAAUGCCUUGACUGCGGGAAAUCCUUCAGCCAGAGCUCCCAUCUGGCUCAGCACCAGCGCAUCCACACUGGGGAGCGGCCCUACUGCUGCCCCGACUGCGGUAAAUCCUUCAGCCAGAGCUCCCACCUGGUCCAACACCGGCGCAUCCACACCGGGGAGCGGCCCUUCCCAUGCAGCGAGUGCGGGAAGUGCUUCAACCGCAGCCACACGCUGGCCAAGCACGCCCGCACCCACCUAGGCACACAGCCCUACAUCUGCCCCGAGUGCGGGAAGAGCUUCAGCCUCAGCUCCCUCCCUCAGCACCUGCGGUCCCACUUACCGGGGAAGCUCCACCCCUGCCCUGAUUGCGGGAAAAGCUUCAGCAGCAGCUCCAAUCUGGCCCAGCACCAGCGCACCCACACAGGGGAGCGGCCCUACCAGUGUCCCGACUGCGGGAAGGGCUUCAGCCAGAGCUCCAACCUAGUGAAGCACCAGCGCGUGCACACGGGGGAGAAGCCCUAUGCGUGCAACGAGUGUGGGAAGAGCUUCACCCAGAGCUCCACCCUCCUCCAACACCGGCGCAUCCAUCGGGGCGAGCGCCCCUACCAGUGUCCCGAGUGCGGGAAGCGCUUCGGCCUCAACUCGUCGCUGGGGAAGCACCGGCGCAUCCACACCGGAGAGCGUCCCUAUGCCUGCCCUGAGUGCGGCAAGAGCUUCAACCUGAGCGCCAACCUCCUCCAGCACCAGCGGAUCCACCGUGGGGAGCGGCCCUACGCCUGCCCCCAGUGCAGGAAGUGCUUCAAUCUGAAAUCCACCCUGGUCAAACACCUGCGCACCCACACGGGGGAGAGACCUUAUCAGUGCACCCAGUGCGGGCGGAGUUUCAUCGACAGCUCCAAGCUCAGCAAACAUGCAAGGACCCAUGUGGCAGAGAAGCCUCCCCAGGAGCGGCAAUGGGCUGCCGGGGGCCAGGAUCAGAGGAGCGGAGUCGUUGGCCCUGCUGCGACUGCAGCUGGAAUAGUGGUACCAGUUCUGGGGCCCGCCCUUCAAGAAGGAUGUAGACAAAUUAGAGAGGGGGCCGAGAAGAAGCGUUCUGAGUAGGGCUGUACCAAAUUCAUGGUCCAUUUCGAUCAAUUUCACAGUCAUAGCAUUAAAAACAUGUCAGCUAUUUAAAUGUGAAAUGUCAUGAUGUUGUAACUGUAGGAAUCCUGACCCAAAGGGCACUGGAGACAGGGUUGCAAGCCCUGCCACCUUUCUUCUGUGCUGCUGUUGGCGGUGGCGCUUUCUUCAGAGCCACGCAGCUGCAGCGCAGUGGCUGCUGGCCAGGAAUCCAGCUCUGAAGGUGGAGCUACUUCUAGCAGCAGCACAGAAGUAAUUUGGCAGGAUCUGGUGUUGCCACUCAUUUCUGCACUGCUUCCUGCACAGCUUGGACCUUUGUCAGCAGGUGCCACUUUCUGGGUGCCCAGCGCUGAAAGCAGCAGUAGAUGUAAGGGUGACGUAAGCAUGGUAUUGCCAGCCUUACUUCUGCCAUGCUGCUGGACGGGUGCUGCCUUCAGAGCCGGGCACCCGGCCGACAUUACAACCACUGCUCUCCAGGUACCCAGCGCUGAAGGCAGCACAGAAGUAAGGAUGGCAACACUGUGACCCUCCUAAAGUAUCCUUGUGAUCCCCCUUCAACUCUCUCUUGGGUUCGGACCCCAGUUUGAGAAAUCCGUAUAAUAGAGGGUAAAAGCACACACAAAGCCAGAUUUCAUGGGUGGACACCAGAUUUCAGGGCCCAUGACUCAUUUUGCAUGGCUGUGAAUUUGGUAGGGCCCUCAUUAUGAGGCGUCCAUAGAAUGACUAAAGAAUUAGAAAACCUGCCUUUAUAAUGAGACUCAAGGAGCUCAAUCUAUUUAUCUGAACAAGGAGGAGAUGAAGGGAUGACUUGUUUACAGUUCACAAGUAUCUCCAUGAGGAAGGUCUGACCCGAUCCAAUGAUCAGUAACUGAAGCUAGACCAAUUCAGAUGAGAAGCAAAGUGCUUUUUUUUUUUUUUUUUUUUUUUUUAAAUGGGUGGGGAAAUUAGUCCUGGGGACAAUUUGCCAAGCGUCUUGUGGUGGAUUUUUUUGUCAUCAAAUUUAAAAUCAUGAUUGGAGGUUUUCUAAAAUCAGCUCUAGUUCAAACAUUGACCAGACCUCAGACCUGCAAUAUACAGGAGAUAAGACUAGAUGAUUGUAGAAUCAUAGACUACUGGAACUGAAAGGGACCUUGAGAGGUCAUCGAGUCCAGUCCCCUACCCUCACAGCAGGACCAAACA
Messenger RNA from Pelodiscus sinensis (Chinese soft-shelled turtle), 3085 nucleotides. RefSeq lists its product as uncharacterized. Gene Ontology annotation, cellular component: nucleoplasm. Gene Ontology annotation, biological process: regulation of immune system process; regulation of cytokine production; negative regulation of transcription by RNA polymerase II. The record is from RefSeq and is a predicted model, not a curated record. Lineage: Eukaryota; Metazoa; Chordata; Testudines; Trionychidae. Gene Ontology annotation, molecular function: RNA polymerase II cis-regulatory region sequence-specific DNA binding; DNA-binding transcription repressor activity, RNA polymerase II-specific.